AUGACAUCUAAGAACGGGCACGAUGUUUUUUUCCUCAUCAGCACUUGUAUUUGUGUGCAUGAUCGCACAGAUACAUAUAUACCAGUGGCGACGAAAAGCAUGGGUAGUGUAUUUUUACCUCAUUUGCAUACUGGUUGGCAUGUCGAUCAAGCAAUAGUGACGGAAACGGAACGGAUAGUCGUUAUAAGGUUUGGUCGUGACUGGGAUAAACAGUGCAUGAUAAUGGACGAACUACUAUAUUCAAUAGCGGAAAAAGUCAAGAAUUUUGCUGCUAUCUAUUUAUGUGACAUUGACGAAGUUCCGGACUUUAAUGAAAUGUAUGAGUUGCAGGAUCCACUCACAGUCAUGUUCUUUUAUCAGAAUAAGCAUAUGAUGUGCGAUUUUGGAACAGGCAAUAAUAAUAAGAUGAAUUUUUUGGUAGACGAUAAGCAAGAAAUGAUAGAUAUACUGGAGACUAUAUUCAGAGGUGCAAGAAAGAACAAGGGUUUAGUAAUUUCCCCCUACGAUUAUAACCACAAGCGGGUGUAA
Messenger RNA from Zygotorulaspora mrakii, 528 nucleotides. RefSeq names its product U4/U6-U5 snRNP complex subunit DIB1 (gene DIB1). The coding region runs from base 1 to 528 and encodes 175 amino acids. Gene Ontology annotation, cellular component: U4/U6 x U5 tri-snRNP complex; U5 snRNP; spliceosomal complex. Gene Ontology annotation, biological process: mRNA splicing, via spliceosome. The transcript has a single exon. NCBI's taxonomy places the organism in Eukaryota, Fungi, Ascomycota, Saccharomycetes, Saccharomycetales, Saccharomycetaceae. The record is from RefSeq and is a predicted model, not a curated record.